Molecule: messenger RNA, 1209 nt
Organism: Gryllus bimaculatus (two-spotted cricket)
Lineage: Eukaryota; Metazoa; Arthropoda; Insecta; Orthoptera; Gryllidae
Source: the annotation of a GenBank genome assembly
AAUUUAUAAUAUGGCGGGAAAGUGGUAUCGCCAAUGAGGUAAUCACGUAUGCUGCAGUCAUUAUCAUGUGAGAUUUCCCGUAUUAUACAAUUAAUGUAUUUUUUAUUUGAUAAGGUUAUUACAGAGAGGAAAGCUGCUAACGUAACCAAAAAUCAUGGCAGAGCACUUAUUCUCGAUGGUAUCAUCCAGUGUACUGAGGCUGAUGAAUUUACUUACCAAGAAAUGAUUGCCUUUCUGCCUCUUUGUUGUCAUAAAUCUCCCAAAAAGGUUCUCGUAAUUGGUGGUGGAGAUGGCGGUGUUGCAAGAGAGGUUGCAAAGCACCCAUAUGUGGAGAGUAUCACUCAAGUGGAAAUUGAUGCUGAAGUGCUUGAAGUUUCAAAGAAAUAUCUACCAUUUAUGGGCAAAGGACUUAGCCAUCCUAAGUUGACUUUGCAUGUUGCAGAUGGUUUUGAUUUUAUGGCUCAACAUCAAGAAGAAUUUGAUGUUAUCAUUACAGAUUCAUCUGACCCUGUUGGACCAGCGGUAUCUUUAUUUCAAAAAGAAUAUUUUGAAAUGAUGAGAAGUGCUCUUAAACCUGGUGGCAUUGUGUGCUCUCAAUCAGGAACAUUCUAUGCAAACAUUGAGCAAGUGACACAAACAUUGAAUCACUGCAGGAGUGUAUUUGCCUCAGCUGCACUUGCAUAUGUAACUGUACCAACAUAUCCAACAGGACAAAUAGCAUUUGUUCUUGGAAGUUGUGAUCCAGAAAUUAAAUUUGACAUUCCUUCAAUUUCUUUUACUGAUGAUGAACUGGAGCAGAUGCAACUUCGGUAUUAUUCAUCUGAUAUACAUAGAGCUGCAUUUGUAUUGCCUCGAUUUGCUAAAAAGAUUUUGUCCAAUGAAUCUUCUACUUUAUAAAAAUUCACAUUAAGAUAAUUGAGGUGAAAGUUUAACUGUUAUUUCAAAUUGGUUUUUUAUAGUAGAGUUUUAUUCUAUUAGAAUGAUACCUGAAUAAUGAAUCUUAUUUGAAAUUAUUACCUUGGAACCUUUUUUAUUUUUGGGGACGCAUGCCAAACUGAUUAUUUUUCAGAGUUAAUCCUAGAAUUUUAAGAGUUUUUCUAUUAGGAAGAAUAGAUACGUUUUAUGUGUCUCUCAGAUUAUUUGUUACGACUCUAUUUUUAUGAAAUAUUCCUGUAUAAAAUUUGAAAUAAAGAUGUGGUACAACAAGCA